AUGGAUCGACCGCCGAUGCGCUUCCAACCCCGCCAAGCGCACUACCUGCGCGUGUCCCCCCACACCGUCCUGCAGUUCAUCCUCUACAUGGAACCCGGGCACGCGCAUUGGAUGACCGUAGGUCCACGCAGCCGCUCUCAAUCAGAGAUCCAAGAGUCCUUUGACCGACUAUCCGCGGUUCCACAGGAGGACCGCCUGAUGCGCGUUCUCUCGGCGUUGAGGGAACGGAUCACUACCAAGUUGAGGAACGAGCAAGCACCGGCCAGGAAGAAAUCGGGCGGAGCGAGGGAGAAGCAACAGAUUGAUGUCUACCGAGGGCGUAGGUCUACUAUCGAGAUCGGCCUACGGGUGGAUAGUGCAGAGGUGAGGAACUGACUUUGGGAUCGUCCAGAGCAGAGGAUUAUCAGAUGCUGUUCUACUUCAGAAGUAUGGGCAAGCGGCACGUCGUGUUGCACAAGGUCAGUUUCGGAGUGCAUGGGUACCAUGUUCCCAGUACUGAACCUCGUGUGGCCACAGCACGAACGCCAACGAGUGUACCCGAUCGCAUCCAUGCCCCCACCCCCGAGACCCAUAGCCAAAAAACCACCACCACCACCACCCAGGGCAUCGACGAGCAAGCGCACACGCGAGUCCGCGAGUGUAGAUCUGACAUCCCACGAAGACGAAUAUGAAGAUAACAAUGAAGAACAACCCGCCAAGAGAAGUACAGCCCAACCGGAUCUGUUCAUCAAGGACGAGGACGACGAGCAGGAUGCGAGAACUUUGCUUGAAUCGGCGCAGACGAGCGAGACGAUCGAUCCUAAAGAGGAUGACAAGGACGAUGUCAAACCUGAUGUUAAACCUGAAGUGCAUGUUCUGUGUGAGUGAGCUUAACGAGUCGGUUUCUUCAAACCCGCGCCGACCUUCGCGCUCGCAUCAUAGACAAGAGUUACUCGAUCUACAACCGCGCUCUCGUCGUAGUGUGAGCACCACUCGCAUACUCUCUUGGAUUCACUAGAUGUACUGAUCAAGCUUUCUCUCCCUUCCAGAAUCGAACCCUGGCCGGCGCUCUCGGCCGCCGACCUACCCCGCCCUUCAGCAAUCCCCAACGAAAUCCGUCAACUCUCCGCCACGCCCCUCCCGGAACGUCCCGGACGAGUCGGAUCAAGUUCCCUCACACCCGCACCGCCUCGAAGAAGUGGAAAACCUCUGUUCCGAUCGACGACGACACCAUUGGAGGAGGACGAGGAGGACGAGGAUGAGGAUGAACAUAUGUAUGCCCCUAUUCCGGGGAGGAGGGGUGGAAGGGAGGAUACGGUGGGUUCGGUCGCAGGGAGUGAGGUGGAGGAUGAGGAUGAGGGCGAGCUGCCGAGUUUGGAUGAGUUGUUGGGUAAGAGGUAG
Microbotryum saponariae is the source of this 1380-nucleotide messenger RNA. The record is from the annotation of a GenBank genome assembly. NCBI's taxonomy places the organism in Eukaryota, Fungi, Basidiomycota, Microbotryomycetes, Microbotryales, Microbotryaceae.